CGUUGGGAAAGCGUUGCUAGCCAAACAUGCUGAGAUGGGGAAGAUAAACAGAGCACAGCCUCUUUUGACGUUGUUAACAUUAGAAUUGGAUGUGUUAAUGUUGAUAGAAAGUGACAUUAAAUGUCAUAUUCGUUGACGUGAUUUGUACUUCACUGGAGCUGCGUUGCUGAAGGGAAAUCUAAUGCUCGUGUCAACAUGGAUAGUGACCUGAGCCUCCAGGAUAAAAAGGACUUGGACAAGUUCAUCAAGUUCUUUGCCUUGAAGACCGUUCAGGUGAUAGUCCAGGCUCGCCUUGGUGAGAAGAUCUGCACUCGCUCUUCGUCAUCCCCUACUGGGUCUGAUUGGUUUAACUUAGCAAUCAAAGACAUCCCUGAGGUGACUCAUGAAGCCAAGAAAGCACUGGCAGGUCAACUCCCAGGCGUGGGACACUCGAUGUGCGUGGAGAUCUCCCUCAAGACCUCAGAGGGGGACUCGAUGGAAUUAGAGACUUGGUGCCUGGAGAUGAAUGAAAAGUGUGAUAAAGACAUAAAAGUGUCAUACACCGUCUACAACCGACUGUCUGUCCUUCUGAAGUCUCUGCUGGCCAUCACCAGAGUAACACCUGCCUAUAAACUUUCCAGAAAACAGGGACAUGACUAUGUCAUAUUAUACAGGAUCUACUUUGGGGAAGUUCAGAUGAACGGAUUUGGAGAAGGUUUCCAGACGGUGCGUGUUGGUGUUGUGGGCACCCCUGUUGGUACCAUCACGCUUUCCUGUGCUUAUCGCACCAACCUGGCUUUUAUGUCCAACAGGCAGUUUGAGCGAUCUGCCCCUAUCAUGGGGAUCAUUGUGGACCACUUUGUGGAUCCUCCCUGUGGUGGCCAGCGAGCUGCAAACAUGGGUCAGCCCUGCAACUACAGACCACCAGAUGAUGAUGAUGAUGGAGUCCAGUUUUCCGGCGUUCAGGAUUCACAGGAGGUCUGCACGACUUCGUUCUCCACUUCUCCUCCCUCUCAGUGUGUCUGUACACUGAGUCCUUCUCCUUCCAAGCUGUCUAAAGCCCUCCCUCUGGACAGUCCACAGAUCCCAUUGGUUCCUGGACUUGUCACUCACACUCUGUACGCCUCCAGGUUGUGCUACCAGCCUCCUGGAACUCCUGACCUUUGUCGCACUGCUGCCAAUCCAAACCAGACAUUGCAUGCCGGGAAGGAGGAUGGGGUGGUGUUGCAUCCAGCAAAGCCUCACCGUGGUGCAGAUGCCCACCUGACGGUAGAGACGAUCGGCAACACAACUGGGAGCAGCGGCGAUGACGACAUCUUGUCCCAUCCCGGCGAGGGAAGGAGGAGCGCUUCUCCCUCCGACCCGCUCCAGUCUCUUAACGCGUUCACAAGGAAAGUGGGAGCGUUUGUCAAUAAACCCAACGCACAGCUAACUGCCGCCAUGGACUUGCCGUUUGCUGCGUUUGUUCCAAGAGGUUUGGACCCUGAAGACAACGACCCGAUGGUGCACCCUCCAGACUCUCCCACCUGCAUGUCGCCCCUGCAGGCCAGCCUCCACUCGCAGGACUCCGAGGGCUCGGCGCAGCACGACGACUUCGUCAUGGUGGACUUUCGGCCGGCGUUCUCCAAGGACGACUUGUUGCCGAUGGACCUGGGAACUUUCUACCGGGAGUUCCAAAACCCUCCUCAGCUGGCCAGCCUCUCGCUGCACAUCAGUUCUCAGUCCAUGGCCGAUGAUCUGGACUCGCUGCCAGAGAAACUGGCCAUCUACGAGAAAAACAUCGAUGAGUUUGACGCUUUUGUGGAUAUGCUGCAGUAGAAGACGGCAACAAGACGUUUGGAAACUCCACUUGCAGUCGGAAACAUUCAACAGACUUGUAUACAAUCGUAGAAAAUUAACUUCAGUAACUGGCAAAGAAUGAUGUCAAACGCAACGGUGAGUCACUGUAAAUAAUAGAAACACUGGUCCUGCUUCAAGUAUUCACUUUUAAACACUCAAAGCCAUUUCACCAUGACGUGUCUGCUGGCAUGAACAAAAAAAACUUGCACACAUGCAUUAUAUGCUGAGUCUAAAGUAAAAACACAAACAGUUCUCAGCUGGUCUGAGGAUAUCGCUUGCAAACAGCCCAAGACUUAUUUGAAGUGUAUAUAAUGUGUUGUAAAUACACAGCCGCCCUAAAGGAAGUGUGUAGGCCGCUGUGAGUUGCUUUAACCCUCAGUCCCAUGCUUGUAAACACAAAAAGUGCUGUUUUUCGAGUCGUACGUCAAUAUUUUUACGCUUCACAUUGCUGCCAAACAUUCAAUCAUUUAUAGGACCUUAAAGCAUUAAAUGUCCGUUCAUGUGAAGCUUGGCAUUAUUUAUUGCAAAAGACGCAAGGGUAGUUAUUUUCCAUAUAAUAAAUUAUUCGGGCGGAUAUGUCACCUUUGUGUCAAAAAAAGCAGCAUUGACUUCCAUUAAAAAUACUUUGUUUCGUCCAAAAA
This is a messenger RNA of Nerophis ophidion (straightnose pipefish), 2459 nucleotides long. It is a transcript of the gene atg13, whose product is annotated as ATG13 autophagy related 13 homolog (S. cerevisiae). Lineage: Eukaryota; Metazoa; Chordata; Actinopteri; Syngnathiformes; Syngnathidae. The transcript is spliced from 18 exons. The coding region runs from base 196 to 1797 and encodes 533 amino acids. The record is from RefSeq and is a predicted model, not a curated record. Gene Ontology annotation, biological process: autophagosome assembly; piecemeal microautophagy of the nucleus; protein localization to phagophore assembly site. Gene Ontology annotation, cellular component: extrinsic component of membrane; phagophore assembly site; cytosol.